CUGGCGACAGAAAUUUCUCGUCUCCACUAGACAAGAGCUAAUAUAUAUCUCAACUUCCGCUCUUGCCAUCAUGCCAUUGAACUUUCUUUAAAAAAUGAUUGGCAAAAAUAACCCGGGUAUACAGACUCUCACUAUGGUUGAAGCUGAAAGGCUAGACGUACCUCAAAAGCUUCCAACGAUACCAGCUAACAGUUCCGACAACAUCUGGCGAAUCACGAAGGAAACGCUUGUUGAUUGUAUGGAUGGUCGGUUCGGUCAAUACUUUGAUGAUAUGAUCAUUAUUGAUUGUCGCUUCAGGUACGAAUAUAAUGGAGGCCACAUCGACGGCGCUAUCAGUCUGGCACCAAGGUCCGGGAGCCUCGUAGAUACAAAUCUGCUGGAUGAUUUGAUUCCCGCCAAGUCGCAUCAGAUGCGCACAGUUAUUUGUUUCUAUUGUGAGCAUUCGAAGUAUCGUGCACCCAUAGUAGCAGCGUGUGUACGGUCUAAGGAUAGGCUAUAUAAUAUUGAGCGGUAUCCAAGUCUUACAUACCAACAUAUCUAUAUCCUAGAUGGAGGCUAUAGUAGCUUUUUCCAAUCCCAUCCAGAUCGCUGCGUUCCACAAGAAUACGUUCGGAUGACCGACAGUGCGCAUCGGAAACUUGGUGGAGAUGAAAUACACCUUCUAAGACAAGUCACAAAAUCACCGAAGAGACGGCGUUCAGGCUUAUAUGCGACCUCAAACUCUCCUCAGAAGCUAGAGAGAGAAAUAAUCGAAACUUCACCCAUUCCUUUCGAGGAUGUUCGCCUUGAGAAUCGUACGGGAGAAGCAUGCGAUGCGGAAAAGACUAAGGGCCAAAUGAUUGCUGAGUGAAUAUGCACUGUGGUCAUCAAAUAGCUUCUUUUGUACCUCAAAUCCUAUUGUUGCACCAGUGCUAGAGUGCAUGCGGAGCUGUAAGCCGACGUGAAACAUCAGGGUCCAUAACAACACCCCUCCAGAAUUGUUCUAGUCUCUCGUUUUGCUACCUUCUACAAUCUGGAUCUUUUCUAUUCAUCUAUGCACUUGCCGCUUGGGCGUCCCAUGUUAGACAACUGAGCAUUGCAAGCUAUCAAAAGCCUAGACACCAGCUAGAUGCGCCCCA
Molecule: messenger RNA, 1118 nt
Organism: Fusarium odoratissimum NRRL 54006
Lineage: Eukaryota; Fungi; Ascomycota; Sordariomycetes; Hypocreales; Nectriaceae
Exons: 1
Coding region: 95-850 (251 amino acids)
Biological process (GO): G2/M transition of mitotic cell cycle; protein dephosphorylation; positive regulation of G2/MI transition of meiotic cell cycle
Cellular component (GO): nucleus; cytoplasm
Molecular function (GO): protein tyrosine phosphatase activity
Source: RefSeq, a predicted model, not a curated record